Messenger RNA from Vidua macroura (Pin-tailed whydah), 1584 nucleotides. RefSeq names its product prolactin regulatory element binding (gene PREB). Gene Ontology annotation, molecular function: guanyl-nucleotide exchange factor activity; GTPase activator activity; protein binding. Gene Ontology annotation, biological process: protein secretion. The record is from RefSeq and is a predicted model, not a curated record. The transcript is spliced from 9 exons. Gene Ontology annotation, cellular component: endoplasmic reticulum membrane. The coding region runs from base 45 to 1295 and encodes 416 amino acids. Lineage: Eukaryota; Metazoa; Chordata; Aves; Passeriformes; Viduidae.
CAACGGCGUGUGAUGUCACGGCGCGCUGACGUCACGCCGGUGUCAUGGCGCCCCGGCGUCCCGCCGAGCUGUACCGGGCGCCGUUCCCGCUCUACACCGUCCGCCUGCACCCGCGGCGGCCGCUCGCCAUCACCGCCGGCGGCGGAGGCGCCGCCAAGACCGGCAUCCGCAAUGGCGUGCACUUCCUGCAGCUGGAGCAGAUCGGGGGCCGGCUCAGCGCCUCGCUGCUGCACUGCCACGACACCGAGACCCGCGCCACCAUGACCAUGGCGCUGGCCGGGGACGUCAUCGCCGCCGGGCAGGACAACAGCUGCCACAUCCUGCGCUUCAGCCUGCAGGAGCCCGAGGGCGCCGGCACCGCCGGGAAGGACGGCAGCGGGGACAGGGGCGCGCGGCGGCGGCGCGGGGCCGGCGGCGGGGCCCCGGGCGUCGCGCCGGGCCGGGCCCGCGAGGUGCGCGUGGAGAGCCUGCAGCGCGUGCGCACCGACUUCAGCCCCGACGCCCUGCAGAAGGCCGUGCGCUUCAGCGCCGACGGAGCCCUGCUCGCCACCGGCGGGGCCGACGGCUUCCUGCGCCUCUGGGAGUUCCCCAGCAUGAAGAAGACGUUGGAGUUCAGAGCCCACGACGGGGAAAUCGAGGACAUCGCGCUGGGCCCUGACAACAAGCAGGUGGUGACGGCGGGGAGGGACUUCCAGUGCUGCGUGUGGCAGCAGGACCAGCUGGUGACAGGGCUGCGCUGGCACGAGAACCUGCCUGGCAUCCCCGACAAGGCCUAUCGCUACCAGGCCUGCCGGUUUGGGGCCGUGGAGGGCAGCGCCGGGGCUCUGCGGCUCUACACAGUGCAGGUGCCCCACAAGCGCGAGCGCCGCCCCCCGCCCUGCUACCUGACCAAGUGGGAUGGGAAGAGCUUCCUGCCGCUGCUGACGCGGCCCUGCGGCUCCGAGGUGGUCUCCUGCCUCUCCAUCAGUGAUUCGGGCACCUUCCUGGGGCUGGGCACAGUCACCGGCUCCGUGGCCAUCCACAUUGCCUUCUCACUGCAGCGACUGUACUACGUGAAGGAGGCCCACGGCAUCGUGGUGACGGACGUGGCCUUCGUCCCCGAGAGCCGGCCCGGGCGGGAGCUGCUGGGGGGCCACGAGGCCGCCCUGCUCAGCGUGGCCGUGGACAGCCGCUGCAAAGUGCACCUGCUGCCCACCCGCCGCUCCCUCCCUGUCUGGCUGCUGCUGCUGCUCUGUGCCGGCCUCAUCGUGGCCACCAUCUUGCUGCUGCAGCUCGCCUUCCCAGGCUUCCUGUAGCCCCCUGGCCCCCGGAGGGACCCCCUGGCACCAGGAGCGAACCUCCCAGCCUCUACCUACCCCACACAGACUGUGAAGGACACGAGGGACCAGCCCUGGCCCCGCUGUCCCCGCUGGCGCUCGGGGAGCAGAUGCGGGUCCAGGGAGGCACGCAGGGCGCCGUCCCUGUGGGACUGUGCUGGCAGCAGUGCAGGGCUGGCCCCGGGACAGGGGCGUCUCCUACCCCGGGAGAAGGGGGUCCUGCCGGCUCCCCGCCCUGCUGCUGCCAUUAAACUGGAGCAUGAAGGCA